AUGAUGGGCUCCUUGGGGGCUGCUGAGCACUACGAGAAAGCCUGUACUGCCUACUCGCAGCGCGUUAACGACAUUGUCCAGCUACUGAAGCGUCUGGAUACCCUUCAUAGUGAUGGUUCCGCGGCAUUUGAUUCUAAUAACCGCGAUAGAUACUUGACCUUCUAUCGUGCGCAGGACUCCUUACUAGAAGCUAUGAUUACAGACAUAUCGCCGAUUGAAGGCGUCCCCACCUAUCUUAAGCGCUUGCUCAAGAGCCUUGCAGAGUUGGUGGGGGCUCUCCGACUUCUAAACGGCUGCUGCGUCAGAGAUCUAGAAGGCAUUUUCGCGUGGAUCGAUGAACAUAGCUUUGAGAAGGCGCAAGAACAGAGGGACUUCUUCAAGAUGCAAGCUGAGGCUGCAGGGAGAAAGCUCGAAGAGGCCACUGCUCUCAACACCUCUCUCACAAAGGAGAUGGAACAGCUUGUGUGUCGCUAUGAGGCGCAGGCUCGACAGAAAGAGAAUCAGGCGAGCAAGAUGCUUGACGAGUACAAGAAGCUGUUCAGAGACAUCGCAGGCAAAGCUUCAAGGUACGUAAAAUCUGAGGAGCAUGCUCUGCUGGGCCAAGAGGCAGUCUCAGAUCAUGAACUUCUUUCGACACAGAUACAGAUAGGCAGUAGAGCAAUUGACACUUUGGAUCCUGGACUGCCGAUAAAUGAUGAACUACUUGAAUUCACGAGUCACACCGCUUCCAACUUGGUUGAUCUUCUAUUACGUUUAGUAGAGGCAGAAGGCAGACGUCACCCCUUGUCGGAGUCGGCAGAAGCUGAGAUGAUCAAGUACAGCGGUCCGGAGUCAGUAAGACUUGAUGCCCUGGAAGCGCAGCAAGCUGCAUUGUACAGACAGAUCAAUAGGCAAGAUGAACGAUUGGAAAGGUUUGAUGCACAGAACCAUCCCGUUCCCAUGUCGAUGCUCGACGAGUUGGCUAGGGAUGCUUCAGAGCUAAAGGGAAAGUCAGCUGAGCAGACACAACACAUCGCUGAACUAUUGGGUAUUCAGUAUGAGUCGAUUAUACCAGUUGGUUACAGUCGCGAGCGCCCUCAAUCUUCUCACAAUAAUCCCUCAGACUGUCUAAAGGAAAUAGUGGACUCUCUUAUGUUUUCAACAGCGUGCAUAUGUAACUUGCAUGCAGUGGUUGGCUAUGGGAUUGAUUCAUAUGCGAUUAUAGACACAGUAAAGGCGGAGUCCGAUAGGAAGCGAAGAGUGUCCAGAAAAAGGAAAAGGAUGGCAGGGACUGUCAGUGCAAGAGACAUGAUAUCUUCUGCGCUUGAUGCCUCUGAUCUUGGAGCUAAGAGCAAUGUUGCAACAACACAAGAGGUUCCGUUGGGCGACUUGACGCCUAGUGGACAGCGAACAUAUACGGUUCGGGCGCAGCUAAUGCAACUGUGA
Molecule: messenger RNA, 1425 nt
Organism: Giardia duodenalis
Lineage: Eukaryota; Fornicata; Diplomonadida; Hexamitidae
Exons: 1
Coding region: 1-1425 (474 amino acids)
Source: RefSeq, a predicted model, not a curated record